UACAAGCGAAGGACGAUGGCUUGGCAUGCAUAACUCGUAUGGAGCCCUAAAGCGGCGAGGCCGCUAUGCCGUAUAAGGAGUCAGCCACCGAGUUAUGCAACGCAGGGAGGGACUAUUGGCAGGAUAUGUCGGAGGUAUACGACAUCUUCCAAGGAUUCACACUCCUACAGCCGCGAGAAAUAGAAACACACAAACAGCAAAUAUAUUCGAUUGGAAUGCCGUCUUACUACGCAACACCAUCCGUUCGCAUCCCGGAGAGGACCCAGCGGAAGGCCAUGAACCGCCGGAUAGAGCACCUCUCGCGGCAGCCCGCGGCCUUUCGCAAUCCUCUGUGGCUUCAACGGAAGUCAAGUGAACGAUAGUGCAAUGGGAACAAACGUGCAUUAUCCGACCCAUUCGACCCCGCACGACUAAGUUAAGGAUAGCCGUCUAUCGAUAGCUGACGAGCCCUUAAGCCGGGAUGACGACGGUUAGUGAGACUUGUCUCCAGACUUUCCCCUUCAGAAUUCAA
Westerdykella ornata is the source of this 511-nucleotide messenger RNA. RefSeq lists its product as uncharacterized. The record is from RefSeq and is a predicted model, not a curated record. NCBI's taxonomy places the organism in Eukaryota, Fungi, Ascomycota, Dothideomycetes, Pleosporales, Sporormiaceae. Bases 95 to 355 code for a protein of 86 amino acids. The transcript has 2 exons.